Molecule: messenger RNA, 936 nt
Organism: Ochotona princeps (American pika)
Lineage: Eukaryota; Metazoa; Chordata; Mammalia; Lagomorpha; Ochotonidae
Product: olfactory receptor 4D9-like
Exons: 1
Coding region: 1-936 (311 amino acids)
Biological process (GO): G protein-coupled receptor signaling pathway
Cellular component (GO): membrane
Molecular function (GO): olfactory receptor activity; G protein-coupled receptor activity
Source: RefSeq, a predicted model, not a curated record
AUGGCCCUGGAAAAUUAUACCAAAGUGACUGAAUUUAUUUUUUGUGGACUUACUCAGUCUCAAGAGCUGAGCUUACUCUUGUUUGUUGUCUUAUCGAUGGUUUAUGUAGCAACUGUCCUAUCCAAUGUUGCCAUCAUGGUCACAGUGACGUCUGAGUCUCGCCUUCACACGCCCAUGUACUUCUUGCUUCGCAAUCUCUCGGUCCUGGACAUCUGCUUCUCCUCUAUCACUGCCCCAAAGGUCCUGGUCGAUCUUCUUUCAAAGAGAAAGACCAUCUCAUUCAACAGUUGCAUGACACAGAUGUUUUUCUUCCACCUGCUGGGUGGGGCAGACAUUUUUUCUCUCUCGGUGAUGGCAUUUGAUCGGUACAUGGCAAUCUCUAAGCCCUUGCACUAUGUUACUAUCAUGAGUAAGGGACGAUGCACUGCCCUCAUUGUGGCCUCCUGGGUGGGAGGCUUUGUCCACUCUAUUGUACAAAUCAGUCUGUUGCUCCCACUCCCCUUCUGUGGACCCAAUGUUGUUGAUGGAUUCUAUUGUGAUGUCCCCCAGGUCCUCAAACUUGCCUGCACUGAUACUUUCACUCUGGAACUCCUAAUGAUUUCCAACAAUGGCUUGGUCACUACUCUGUGGUUUUUCCUUAUUCUUGUCUCUUAUACAGUCAUCUUAAUGAUGCUGAGGUCACACACUGGGGAGGCCAAGAAAAAAGCCCUGUCUACUUGCACUGCCCAUAUCACUGUAGUGACCCUGCACUUCGUUCCCUGCAUCUAUGUCUAUGCCAGGCCCUUCACCGCCCUUCCCACGGACAGAGUUAUAUCUGUCACCUUCACUAUCAUCAUCCCAGUCCUGAACCCCCUGAUUUACACCCUGAGAAACCAGGAGAUGAAGUCCGCCAUGAGAAGACUGAAAAAAAGACUCACGCUUUCUGAAGGAAGAUAG